AUGGUCGACAACGAGCUGGUUGCAGAGCUAGGCGUACAAGGAGUACGUCGUCAGCUGAACGUUCAAUGGUUCGGAGGCAGGGCCACAAGAGAGCCUACUAACGUGGUACGUCUGGAGAUCAGUGGAGCAGGCAAGUCCUCCCGACAUGUGCUGAGAAACGUCUAUGCCAUUUCGAACUUGAGUCUGCCGAUGCAGAGCCUGCACAGAAGGGAUGUUAGGAGCGUGAACAAGGACGCUCGAUUACCAAUGAAGCCCUACGUAAAUGCAGUGCCGAAGCUGCUUAUUGGUGUGGACCAUGGGCAUCUAGGAUUGCCGUUGAAAACGAGACGGUUUGCCAGCGAGGGACCGUACGCGGCCGCAACCGAACUAGGAUGGGUUGUUUUUGGGCCUGUAGAAGGACGACGAGACACGCCAUCACCGAGGUCUUGUCUGCUAGCCACGUCGUUGGAUGAUAACGUGGAACGAAUCGUCGAGGACUACUUCGAGAUCGAGAACUUCGGUGUGAAGGCGGCGCCAGCGGCCGCAGCCAGCGACGACGUGAGGGCUCAGAAGAUCUUGGAGGAUACUACGGUGCGAGUUGGCCGCCGAUACCAGACGGGAUUAUUGUGGAAAACGGAUAACGUUGUGCUGCCACGUAGUUAUGAUAUGGCGUACAAUAGAUUGGUCAACAUCGAGAAGAAAAUAAAGCGAGAUGGGCAGUUCGCCCAAGAAUAUUCACGGAUUGUCAAUGAUUAUGUCGACAAGGGAUACGCUCGGCGUCUGGAACGACAGGAGAUCGAUUCGAAGCGGGAAGGUGCCGUCGGAGUCUGCAACGACAUUAAGGAGAUGUUUCACCAGGUGCUGAUCCGACCCGAGGAUAGAUGUGCGCAACGAUUUUUGUGGAGAGAUGGGAAUGACCAACGGGACCCCGACGUCUACGAGAUAGCAGUCAAGGCCAUCGUGGACUACCACUACGUGGAUGAUUAUGUGGACAGCUUCGCUACAGAGAGCGAAGCGAUCGAAGUAUCUAGCAGACUGAAGAAGAUACAUGCAGAAGGCGGGUUUGAACUUUGCAAGUUCUCGUCCAGUUCGCCUACAGUGGAGAGGAUGCUUGGACCCAGUGAUCACGCCCAGAGUAUUGAAUGGGGUGAGGCAGAGCAAAAGAUUUUGGGAAUGCGGUGGCAGCCAGCCACGGACGACUUCAGGUUUCGAGUGAAGUACCACAAAGUCGCCCCCCUCGUGUCCGAUGGGAAGAGGAUUGCCACGAAAAGGGAAUUCUUGAGUAUGGUCAUGUCAACGUUCGACCCCUUGGGAUUCCUGUGUUGUUUAAUGAUAACAGCGAAGUUGUUGCUGCGAGAGGUCUGGAGGAGGAAGAUCUCAUGGGAUGAACCACUACCGGCUGAGAUGUACAACGCCUUUAUGGAUUGGCGAAAAGAGAUGGAGAAAGUGGAACGUUUUCGGUGCCCACGUCACUACUUUGGAUCCCGGCUGGUGAAGACUGUCGAGAUGCACGUAUUUGUGGAUGCGAGUCAGUCGGCAUUCGCAUCAGUGGUCUACUGGAGGAUCACGUACGAGGACGGCGACGUGCAAGUGAGGUUCGUGUGCGCAAAGACGAAGUGUGCACCGAUGCGAACGAUGACGAUUCCACGGUUGGAGCUGCAGGCAGCAGUUCUAGGAACGAGGUUGAUGGAUACAGUCAGACAGGACCAUAGUGUGGCCAUUGCAGAGACUGUGCUAUGGACGGAUUCGAAGACAGUGCUGCGUUGGAUUGGCAGCACACACCGGCGCUACAAGCAGUUCGUAGGGGACAGAAUAGCCGAGAUUCUGGAGUCGACGAAGGUGGCCCAAUGGAGAUGGCUACCAUCCGCCGACAACGUUGCAGAUGAUGCAACUCGAGCGCAACGCAGCGUGGACCUAAGCGAGGAGUCACGCUGGUUAAGAGGACCGGCAUUCCUGAGGAGACCAGCGGGCAGCUGGCCAGGAACUGCACCCACCGACGAAGCGGAUGCAGAAGACGAAGAGGAGAUGCCGAGUGAGUUUGUUCUUGUUGGAGCGAGUGACCCGUUCAUAUCGCUGGAGAGAUUCUCAAGCUACAGGCGAUUGCUGAGGACUACGGCCUGGGUCCUAAGGUUCAUACGUCGAUGCCGUGGACAACGAGAUGAGCUGGAGAACUACGGCCUCAAUGUAGCUGAGUGUGAAGCAGCUGAGGACUUGUUAUUCCGUAGAGCACAACGUGAGGCGUUCCCCGAUGAGGUGCAGGCCGCAGAGAAGGACUUGGAUGUCGCUAAAGGAAGCGACAUAUGUGGACUGGCGCCAUACCUAGAUGGCAAUGGAAUCCUGCGAGCGUAUGGCAGGAUCGAUGCGGCGCUAUGUAUACCUUACAGCGACGGGAGGCCAGUGAUCCUCUCCCACCGGCAUGGUCUUACGGAGAUGAUUGUGCGCGACGCCCAUGUGAGGAUAAAGCAUCAAAACGUGGAUGCUACGAUGGCGGAGAUCCGGACCAGGUUCUGGAUUACGAGACUGCGGAGAGUGCUUCGUAGUGUGAUCUCGGGAUGCAGCGAGUGUAAGCUGCACAGAGCACGGCCGAUGCCGCCGAUUAUGGGACCCCUGCCACAUGAUCGUUUGGACGCCUAUGGCUGGCCGUUUAAGAGCACAGGCCUCGACUACUUUGGGCCGCUGCUGGUGACCGUUGCUCGGCACCAAGAGAAACGGUGGGUGGCCUUGUUUACCUGCCUGACGACCAGGGCGAUUCAUCUGGAACUGGCACAUGACCUGUCGACUGAUUCCUGCAUACUUGCAAUCAGGAAUUUCAUCUGCCGUCGAGGGCCUGUACAUAGACUGCGCAGCGACAAUGGCAGGAACUUCGUUGGAGCAGACAGAGAGGCCAAGAGAUUUGCAGAGAUCUUCGAACCCGAGAGGAUCCAGUCGGAGCUGUCAAGCAAGGGAAUUGAAUGGAUCUUCAACUGCCCAGCGAACCCAUCAGAGGGUGGAGUCUGGGAGCGAAUGGUGCAGUGCGUGAAGAGGGUGCUACGCCACACAGUGAAGGAAGUGGCGCCGAAGGAGCACGUCCUGGAGAGUUUCCUGAUAGAGGCGGAGAAUGUCGUUAACUCUCGUCCACUCACCCAUUUGCCAGUGAGUGGGGACCAGGAAGCCCCUCUCACGCCCAACGAUCUCCUCAAGGGAGCAGCUUGCCCACCGGAUACCCCCGGCCUGGAUGGAGGCCUCAUCAAGGAAGGAGCUACGCGGAAGCAGUGGCGCGUGGCAAGGAUGUUGAGAGACCGAUUCUGGAGGAGAGAGAAGCCGAUUCAACGAGGAGACAUUGUCUUCGUUUGCGAUCCAGCCAUUCCGCGUCGAGACUGGCGGAAAGGCGUCGUGGAGGAGACCUUUGCUGGAACGGAUGGUGAGGUCAGACGAGCCUGCGUUAGGAUCAUGGAUGGAGAUCGGACCCGCUGGAUAAUGCGCCCCGCUUCAAAGUUGGCGGCUAUGGAUUUGAGUGAAGAAGUUCUUCACGAAGAUAUAAAAGCAAGUUUCACCCAAAUCGAUUACGAGACGAAGCUGCUUGAGGCUGCCAUCCCUGAGCUAAAGAAACACAUCCAGAAGGGAUUUGACAUUGUCAAUGCCUAUGCGCGGGUGAACUAA
Messenger RNA from Drosophila ananassae, 3618 nucleotides. RefSeq lists its product as uncharacterized. The record is from RefSeq and is a predicted model, not a curated record. The coding region runs from base 1 to 3618 and encodes 1205 amino acids. Gene Ontology annotation, biological process: DNA integration. NCBI's taxonomy places the organism in Eukaryota, Metazoa, Arthropoda, Insecta, Diptera, Drosophilidae. Gene Ontology annotation, molecular function: nucleic acid binding. The transcript is spliced from 5 exons.